This is a messenger RNA of Micropterus salmoides (largemouth bass), 1572 nucleotides long. It is a transcript of the gene etfb, whose product is annotated as electron transfer flavoprotein subunit beta. The record is from RefSeq and is a predicted model, not a curated record. Lineage: Eukaryota; Metazoa; Chordata; Actinopteri; Centrarchiformes; Centrarchidae. Bases 106 to 870 code for a protein of 254 amino acids. Gene Ontology annotation, molecular function: electron transfer activity. The transcript is spliced from 7 exons. Gene Ontology annotation, cellular component: cytosol.
CCUGAAAUCAGUCCGACCUCUCCUCCUUGAGUGAAGGUCCAUUGCGGUGACUCUGUUACGUUAGCAGUCUUCUGACUUACUGCCUAGGUAAACGCUUCAGCUACAAUGUCUGGUCGUGUUCUUGUUGGAGUCAAGCGUGUCAUUGACUACGCCGUUAAGAUUCGCGUGAAGCCGGACAACAGUGGCGUGGUGACGGAUGGUGUGAAGCACUCAAUGAAUCCCUUCUGUGAGAUUGCUGUGGAGGAGGCGGUCAAGCUAAAGGAGAAGAAGCUUAUUAAGGAGGUUGUGGCUGUCAGCUGCGGGCCGCAGCAAGCACAGGAGACCAUCCGUACUGCUCUUGCCAUGGGAGCAGAUCGUGGCAUUCAUGUGGAAGUGACUGGGAAAGACUAUGAAACCCUGGGACCUCUGCAGGUCUCCAAGAUCAUGGCUGCUUUGGCCAAGAAGGAGGACGCUCAACUUGUUAUCCUUGGAAAACAGGCCAUCGAUGAUGACUGCAAUCAGACUGGCCAGAUGACAGCAGCUUUACUGGACUGGCCUCAGGGUACCUUUGCAUCAGAGGUGUCACUGGAAGGAGACAAGGUUAAAGUGGUGAGAGAAAUUGAUGGUGGCCUGGAAACUAUUAGGAUCAACACACCGGCAGUGGUUACCGCAGACCUUCGACUCAACACCCCCAGAUACGCCACCCUACCUAACAUCAUGAAAGCCAAGAAAAAGAAGAUAGCUAACAUGAAGCCUGCAGACUUAGGAGUAGCGCUCACAUCACAGUUGGAGGUGUUGAGAGUGGAUGAGCCCCCACAGAGACAGGCAGGGAUGAAGGUCGAGACGGUGGCUGAUCUGGUGGCCAAACUGAAGGAGGCAGGGAGGAUAUAGAGGCUUUAGGAGCAUAAGCAGGGGAGUACAGAACUUAGCAGAAAGGACUAAUAAUUGGACUGUAUUGCAUAAGCUCACCCGGAAGACUAUAUGUAUCCGUCUAGCUCCUCUGUUUGAGACUGUAACUCCUGAGGUUAUGCUUGAAGAGAGUGACAAGAGGACUACUGAGAAACACUGUCCUGCAGCAAACCCAGACAACCCCAAAAGGAUAUCUAGUCUUUUAACUUACACAGGUGAUUCAUCUGUAUCACAGGCUACUAAUCUAACUUUAGACAAGCAGUCUUUAUGCAAUAAUUAAAACCCAUAAACUUCCCAUCAUUGAUGGUGCUGUUUGAAUUGCACUGUACAUCAAAGCCACCUGUACGAUGCGUUUCACCAACAGUUGCUUGACUCAGCUGUUUAAUCUUGUAUAUCUGUAGUCACACAUGUUAAGAGGUACAGUUUUUGUAAAUGAUAUAUGUAAAUAUGGACCUGAACAUGUUGAGGAUUAUGACCUUCAAGAUUAGCAUCAUGUCUACUGGUAAUUUGUAUAGUUGUGUAAUUCUAUCUAGAUUUCAGGACUGCCUAGGCGGUGUCUCUCAGUAUGAGCAAGGGAAGAUUAUCAUAAAUAACAAUUUUACCAUAAGCGCCUCAAAUCUGUGUUGAUUGUACAGAACAUUACCAUGACAAUAAAGCUACCAGUUGUUUUCGUUUAUAAAUACA